Aureobasidium musti is the source of this 273-nucleotide messenger RNA. NCBI's taxonomy places the organism in Eukaryota, Fungi, Ascomycota, Dothideomycetes, Dothideales, Saccotheciaceae. The record is from the annotation of a GenBank genome assembly.
AUGACUAUCGGUGCGAUCGCGAGAUCAAAAGCCACCACCAAAGAAACCGAAAACGAGGACUUUGAAGAGCUCAGAAAGUGCAGGGAUGACGUGGCCAAGCAGCUGGGGUUGGAUGCUGACAAACUAGAGUUGAGCAUGGGUAUGAGUUCAGACUUUGAGGCUGCCAUCAGACAAGGGAGUACCGAGGUCAGAGUCGGUACUACCAUUUUUGGCGAGAGGCCUGCUAGAGGUGACGCCAAAGUAAAGGAGGACACUACAGAGGAGAAGAAGUAG